CUUGAUAAUGAGAAAGUAAGCAAAAACCAUAUCAGCGUUACUGAUAUGAAAUAAAAAAAGCUAUACUUAGUUUUGUUUACUUUUGUUUAAAACGGCUGACCUUAGCAAAUUGUUAUUUGACUAAAUGACAGUAGUUGUCAGUGUUAUAGUCGUUUGAAUUUCCUUAACUGCAUAUCAGAAAAAUGAUUCAUUUGACAGAAAUGCACAAAAUAACAAUUCUAUAGAUGAUUGGUUAUGGAAGUUGCUCACUUGUUUCAUGAAAAAUUUCAAAAUUUGCUGCGUAUAUCCAAAGGGUCUAUUAGUUAACUAGAUAAGCAGUUUCGCGAGCUUUGACAUGCAAGGCAAAUAAAAAAUACAGCUGCCAUUGCAAUAAAUAAUGUUACCAAAUUGGAUAUAAUGCUUGAGUAUCAGGAAAACCCACAUACUUCUAGUCUAAAAGCAGUCCCAAUAUUCGAUAUUAGCCAUUCAUCGAUUAUUCAAACAUUAAAAGAAAAUAAAAUGCAUCUCUAUAAAAUAAUAUGGAAGACGAUUUUGAUAAGAGAAUGCAAUUUUAUGAACAAAUGAUGGCAACGUUAGAUAAUAUGGUGAUUCAAUUAGAACAUGUUUUAUUUUCUGAAGAGUGUACUAUUACACUUCACGGUCAUGCUUAUCGUCAAAAUUGCCGGAAUAUCCUCACUGGAUGAGACAAGAACAUAUUCAAUACCCUGGAAAGGUUAAUGUUUGGGCAGGAAUUGUUGGUUAUCAUAUCAUAUGUCCCUUUUUUAUUGAUAGAAAUUUGAGUGGCGAUAAUUAUUUAGCACUGCUCCAAUAUAAUAUCGUGCUAACUUUGUCAUACUUAUAUCCCGAUUCUGCAAACCCACAAGUUCCAGUAAAUAUGAUAUUGUUUCAGCAAGACGGAGCAACGCCCCAUUGCCAAAUCAAUGUCUGGCAGUACCUCAAUCGAGUAUUUCCAAAUCGGUGGAUAGGGAGGCGAGGAUUGAUGGAAUGGCCAGCACGAUUCCCUGAUCUGACAUCAUUAGACAUUUUCUUAUGGGGAAAAUUAUUGUAUACAAAACUAAACCCUCGACCUAGCUGCUGAUUUAAGAAGACGAAUAAUGCUUGCAAUUAGAUCGGUCACGCCUGAGAUAUUGAGUAACGUUAGAAGACAUUUUUUAAGCAUUUUAAACAUCUCCUACAUUGAGAUGUAUUUUUUGUUACAUUAUCAAAAAAUAAGCAGUAUUACUCAUUAAUUUUUGAGUGUGUUGUAACGAAUUUCUGUAAUCAAUUUAUUUUAUUUUAUUAUUGUAAAUUUUUGUAAUAAAUCG
Molecule: messenger RNA, 1304 nt
Organism: Psylliodes chrysocephalus
Lineage: Eukaryota; Metazoa; Arthropoda; Insecta; Coleoptera; Chrysomelidae
Source: the annotation of a GenBank genome assembly